GGCGUUCCAUACAAUAACUGAUGGUUUAUGGUAAAUUUGUUUGUUGGAUAAAAAUGGCGGAAAAAGAUUUUCAGUUAUGGAUGGAAGCGAUCAGUGGGCCCGGUGCCAGCAUCCAAGAGUCACAGAAAGCUUACGGAAAAUGGGCUAGGACGUAUGAGCAGGAUGCUGAAAAGUACCGAUUUAACAACCAUAUAAAAGUCGCCGAGAUUCUUCAAGACCUUUUCCAAGAAAACCAGCGAGAUAAAAUUCGAAUUCUUGAUAUUGGUGCUGGCACUGGACUAGUGGCAAAAGAGCUGAAGAAGUAUGGAUUUCGGCACAUAGAUGCAUUAGAACCAUCAGAAGCUAUGGCAGAUGAGGCAAGAAAAUUCAACUUGUACGAGAACUAUUUUCUUGAGUUUAUUACGGGUUCGCCAUCAAGUAUUUCAGCUAAUACUUAUGAUGUGUUAACCGGAGGUGGGAUUUACGCAAAAGAGGCCCACGUACCAUGCGAAGCUGUGCAUGAAAUGAUCAGGCUGGUAAAACCAGGUGGUUUUGUCGUGUUGGUUGCGAAUCUUGACCUUAUCCGGGCGAGUAAGAAUUACACAGAUUUAGAACCGCUUAUGGAAAAACUUGAGAUGGAAGGCAAAUGGAAAAGAGUGUUACGUGAAACUUGGAUAGCACGGUCGGUGGAAAAUAAAACUAUCGAGAGAAUAGCUUGGUGUUUUAAUGUACUAUAAAUGAUUCGUGCAUUAAAUACAUGUAUAUCUUUGUUAAAAAAUAGUAAAUACUACUGAUCCCACCGGACCAGAAAAUAUUGCAACACUGAGUCCAAGCACGCAGGAACUUUAUUAAAUUUACUUAAUCAGAUGAUACAUAUAAACAGGACUGCAAUUCAACAGUUAAGAUUUAUUAGGAAGGCAUUAUUUGUAGUAGAUCUGUAGACGUUUAAUAAUGUAAAGAUGUAACAGAAGAUCUUACAUGCCAGAUUUUUAUUCAAUCUUCAUAAAACUUGGUCUCACGAAGUCCUGGAUGAUUUAUGCUCUAAUCCUAAUGAAAAUUGGCCAGAAUAAUUGUCUCCAUGACAUCUCAGACGGAUUAAGAAUUGGGUCAGGUUGGGUAAAAAACUAGGUUACUAGGUCAUUACGCCAAAUCGAAGAAAAAUUUUGUUUACACUUUAGAGGCCACAUAUUUUCUCCAAUCUUCAUGAAAAUCGGACGAAUUUGAAAAUGGGUCAUGUGGUGUCAAAAAUUGGAUCACUAAGUCGAACAUGUUUACACUGUUAUGGUGUGUUGCCCAGGUGAGCGACAUAGGGCCGUCUUGGCCCUCUUGUUGAUAUUUCCUCAAGCUAAAAUAGAGACAGAUUUCAAAGUGAUAACCAUUCACUGUACAAAACGUUCGCAGAGAAUUCACUAUACCAAUAAUUUCGAUAAAAGAAACCUCAGAAUAUUGUAAACAAUUAUAAAACACAAAAUGAAACUGCAGAGAACAUUUUUCGUAGGGAGCCUCAAGUAAAAGGAUUUGAGCGGACAGAAAAUGAGCAUCAACAGUGAGAAAUUAUGACCAAGUCCUAUGAGACUGUUCCAAAUUUUGCUCUCUACAUUAAAAAAUAACCACGAGACAGAAGUAAAACCUACCUCCAUUUUUUCCACAAUAUGUAAACAAAAGAGUAAAGGCGAAAUAAAGAACUUUUACCGUAUG
Messenger RNA from Mercenaria mercenaria, 1677 nucleotides. RefSeq lists its product as uncharacterized. The record is from RefSeq and is a predicted model, not a curated record. Lineage: Eukaryota; Metazoa; Mollusca; Bivalvia; Venerida; Veneridae. The coding region runs from base 21 to 716 and encodes 231 amino acids. The transcript has 5 exons.